AUGCACGCUGUCAAGCACCAACAGCAGCUCUCUGUUGUCAGGGUAGUGGCUGGGCGUAAUCCUCUCGAGUACUCGGCCUCGUCGCCGUACACGGUUUUUCUUUUCCAAAGUGUGCUCAUCAUGAUUCUUUGUCAUUUCUUACACUGGCCAUUGAGCAAACUCAAGCAGCCACGGGUGAUUGCGGAGGUUAUAACGGGUAUUGUUUUGGGGCCUACAGUCAUGGGCCGGGUCCCGGGAUUCACAGCGAAUUGCUUUCCCACCUCGUCUAUUAGUGGACUUACUAUAGUAGCCAACAUCGGUAUCAUUUUCUUCUUGUUUAUUGUUGGUUUGGAAGUGGACUUGCGGUACAUCCGCAGAAAUGCACGUGUGGCGCUUACCGUGGGAUUUGUUAACAUGGCCGUCCCGUUUUCAUUGGGCUGCGGCAUUGCCCGGGGAUUGUACAACGAAUAUCAAGUAGAUUCACAACUGACACUGGUUCUGUUCACCACGUACAUGGUAUUUGUCGCCGUUGCUCUUUGCUUCACUGCAUUUCCUGUAUUGGCACGUAUUUUGGUAGAGUUGAAUUUGAUCGGCGAUCACGUGGGCACCAUCGUAUUAUCUGCUGGGAUCUUUAACGAUUUGGUCGGCUGGAUAUUGUUGGCUCUUGUGGUCACGCUUGCCAAUUCUGCAAAUAGUAUCCACACGCUUUACAUCUUGCUUUUGGCCCUGGCAUGGUUUUUGAUCAUGAUGUUCCCAGUGAAACGUGUAUUGUGCUGGUAUCUCCGGUGCCAUACAAACGACUUGAUCACAGGCCAGCCCUCACAGUCUCUGAUGGGAUUGAUUAUUGCCAUAGUAUUUAUAUCGGCUUUUUACACCGAUGCUAUUGGCGUGCAUCCGAUUUUCGGAGCUUUCAUGGUGGGUGUGUUGAUUUCGCGGGACAAUGGUUACGGGAUUCGGAUCACCGAGAAGCUAGAGGAUAUGGUGCACUUAGUCAUGAUACCCAUAUAUUUCGCUGUUGCAGGCUUGAAUGUUGACUUGAGUGAAUUGAACAGAGGUACAGAUUGGGCGUACGUGGUCGUGGUGGUUGUGUUGGCCAUGGCCGGCAAGAUUUUCGGCGGUUUUGUUGCGGCCAAGCUCAAUGGCCUAGUGUGGCGUGAAUCUUUAGCUGUGGGAGUGUUGAUGUCAUGUAAAGGAAUCGUGGAAAUCGUGGUGCUUAAUGUGGGCUUGAACGCUGGCAUCAUUUCCACCAGGGUGUAUUCUAUUUUCAUCCUCAUGGCAUUGGUUACUACAUUUUGUACCACUCCGCUUACGCUUUGGGUGUAUCCAGCCCAGCAUCGACACUCUGUAUCCAAGCAGCUAGUCAUUCCAGAAGGAAAACAGGAGCAACAAGCUCUCAUGGCCGAAAAAUCCACAUGUCUUUCUCUUGACACGCUCGAAAUGUUCUCGUUCCCAUCUGUCCACCUUCUUCUCCACAAAACCAGCGGAGUCUCGGACCUACUUAUGCUUCUCAAAGAUCUCCAGGAAUCCAACAGUUUUCGCAAGGCCACGGCCAUUUAUCUACGGGAGUUUACAUCCCGUACAUCGCAUUUGCUCGAGGCUUCUGCAGCAGGAGAACCUGAAAAUACAAAUGAGCAGGACAGCGAAGACUCAAAAGCAAUUCUUGCUAUUAUCGAGGCAUUUGGAUCGCUCCUUAAAACGAGGUUGCACACCAUGUCGCUUCUCGCACCUAUGGAGAAUUACAUGGCUUCCAUAAACAAUCAUUUGGCCGGACCAGCAAGCCUUGUGGUCUCGUGCAUUACGUUUCCCAGCAUGGCGCAGUCUGAUGCAGAAUCACUGGAAGCCAUGGCCAUCUAUAACAGGCUAAUUGACACCUGUUUGGGUCAUGUGGGUAUACUCUUGACCUCAGGCAACUAUACCAUUAAAAGCCAGCGCUCUAUUCUGCUUAUUCUCGACCAUGAUGACCGACUUACUGGUCUGGACUUGCUAAGCCUUCACAUGAUGCACCAGUUGACACGGAAAGGAUCGAUAAACCACGUGUACAUACGCUCAUCCACUGGGUUUGAUGACCAAUUCAUGCAACAAUUUGAUGCCUAUUUGAAGAGAGGCGCCGAAGAUGCCAAAUUGGAAAUUGCCUAUUUUCAAAAUAUAGACGAGAUUUUUGUCAAGGAAGAUAUGGAAAAAAACCGUGCAGUGAAGAGUUUCGCUAUGCGAGACAAAUUAGAUGUGUUGGUUAUAAGAGCAGCGCAGGCCAGACUUGAAUAG
Messenger RNA from Metschnikowia bicuspidata var. bicuspidata NRRL YB-4993, 2241 nucleotides. RefSeq lists its product as uncharacterized. Gene Ontology annotation, molecular function: antiporter activity. The record is from RefSeq and is a predicted model, not a curated record. Lineage: Eukaryota; Fungi; Ascomycota; Pichiomycetes; Serinales; Metschnikowiaceae. Gene Ontology annotation, biological process: proton transmembrane transport. Gene Ontology annotation, cellular component: membrane. The transcript has 3 exons. The coding region runs from base 1 to 2241 and encodes 746 amino acids.